This is a messenger RNA of Linum tenue, 3709 nucleotides long. The record is from the annotation of a GenBank genome assembly. Lineage: Eukaryota; Viridiplantae; Streptophyta; Magnoliopsida; Malpighiales; Linaceae.
GUGGGCCCCAACCGUCUUCGCGCAAAGGGUGCAAAAAAAACCCAGCCGUGAUCAACUGGAAAUUGGAUUCGAAAGAGCGCAAAACGGAAGGAAGGCGAAAACCCAAUCUCCGGCUAAACACACAUAUAACGAAGCGGAAUCCGCUCCCUACUCUUCUCCUCCAGUUCUCACUCCGAUCUCAUACAGGAUCGCCGCGUUCGUUUCUCCCUGGAGCUCAGGUGAGCCAACGAUCAGCAACCGCCGGGAAGUUUGUUCAAGUAUCCUGUUCCGUUUUUUUUUCCCAGUUCGUUUCGUCUUCCGUGGUCCCGUUUGAUUGAAUUAGUUUCGCUGUUUUUUUUAUGGUCGUGAUUUGUUUGCUUUCUGGAGCCUUAAGCUCGCCGGGAAAAAGAAAGUAUUUGAUUCGUGUUCGUUUUUGUCCGUCCAGAUUCCGGGAAGCUGUUCUUUCUGGCGUUUGCUAAGGUUGAAGGGCAUUGGGUUGUCUGGUAGCAUUCUGAACUUCGUGGAGCAUCAGAGUGCUAGAGAUCGAUUGCUGUUGUUUACUUCAACUUACCUCUAUGCAAGAUAUGUCGAAUGAAAAUGUGAAAAGGGUCUCACCCAGAGACAUACAAGUGGUCCAAAAUCUCAUAGAACGAUGCCUUCAGUUGUACAUGAAUCAACAGGAAGUUGUCCAAACCUUAUUGGAUCAGGCGAAGAUAGAGCCUGGUUUCACAGAACUUGUUUGGCAAAAGCUUGAAGAAGAAAAUCGGGACUUCUUUGAUGCAUAUCGUCUGAGAUUAAUGGUGAAGACCCAGAUAAUGGAAUUUAAUAAGUUACUUGAGCAACAAGCUCAGUUGAUGCAUCAGAUAAGUCCAACUGGAGUUGCUUCAAUGCCUAAUUCUAAUGGGUCUCAGCUUCCACCAUUGCAUCAGAACUCCUCGUGCUAUGUCUCUGACCAGGCACGUGGUGCCUUGAGAUCAGAUAACAUACUUACACCCAUUGGUUCAAGCAUUCCCAAUUCAUUUACCAAUGGUGGAUCCUCACUCCAUUCGAGUAUGCGAACUGCUGUUGACAUUUCAGCUCAUAGAAUUGAUGCUUCGACAAACUUGCUUGCUACUCAAGGUACAAACUUGGGCAUGAUGCAAGGAAUGAAUGGAGCCAUAAAAUCUGAAGCUGGUUACACAGGCACUUCUUACGGGUUGGGCACUGGUGUAAAUGUCAUAGAAGCACGUCCAUCCAUUGCAGAUGCAUCGUUUAGCAGCGUAGAUUCCAGCUCACAAGCCAUUAAUGAGCCAAUUAUUGAUCCAGAUGCAUCUUCUUUUGGAUUUUUGGGUCAGAUUCCUCGGAAUUUCAGUCUUUCAGAUCUGACUGCCGACUUUAAUCAGAGCUCAGAUAUACUAGAGAACUAUGUUAGAUCACCCUUCCUGGCUGCAGAAAAUGAUAACUUUUUGGAUUCCCGUGACAGAGAGCUUCAAGGGGACAGCCGAUUGGAUACCAUUUCAGAAGGAGUGAGUUAUGACAAUUUUGGAGGUCCAGAUCAUAAGGGGAUGGGAAAAUUUCGAACUGUAUAUAUAGCAUUGUGUAGGAUGGGGAUUCAGCUUCAGGUCUAGAGGAGUUUCUUCAAGGGUACAUUUUCGAGGGUGUGGAGCACAACUAGUAAUAACAAGAGUAAUGCGUGGAGAGUGGCAUUCUUGACGAUAAUGUUGGAUAAUAAUGUAGCUAGCUAGACUGGUUUGUGUGUCUUUCCCUAAGGAAGAAUCACCAUGGCACUGGUUUUUAAGUAUAUUAGGAUUUCCGUUUGAGCUUGUAUAAAUGUUUGAGCACCAGAUAUUUGCAGAGUUUGAAUGAGCAUGCAGUGUGUUUUAACAAAGUGGAUAUUUAUGUCACAAAGCUCUCUCAUGUCUCAGCAUGGACAAAGCACAGACUCACAGACCUGAAUACCGAAAAAAUGGAGAGCAAAGGCGCAACUAAUCAACAAUCCUAUCAAAUCAGUAAACAAGGCGUGGCUCGAAUUCAGCCAAGUCCACAGAUCCGGACUCAAUGGGAGGCAUCAGGUAUGCAGAUAUGAUCUCCGAAACCAGUGCUGCUAUAAUAGGUACUCUCUUUAAGUUCUUCACCAGCGGAAUGUCGUCGGUCUCUCCAACAGCCAGCAGCUUCUGGUUUAUCUCCACCAUCCUGUCUAGCUUCCUCUUGAACUCAGGGUUCUCCACAUCCAGCACUGCCGGGAAUAUCCUGGCAGUCGUCCUGUUCGUCUCAAUGAUGACAUGCAUGUCGAAUUCUUUCGUGUUGAGUCCAAUCCCUUCAUAGAAAUCUGAUCUCUGACAGUCAUUGAGGUACAUCGUGACAUACACAGAGAGGCAGAAGAAGCGAGCCCAGAGCUUGGCCUUCCAGUCGUUCAGGAACUGUGGCUGAGCCUUCAUCAGCGCCGAGAAGAAGUCACCGUGGCGAUUCUCGUCCUGGCACCAGUUCUCGAAGUACUUGAAGAUCGGGUAGCACUGGAACUCCGGGUUGGCCUUGAGAUGCCGGUAGAUCGUAAUGUACCUCCAGUAACCUAUCUUCUCCGACAGGUAUGUCGCGUAGAAGAUGAACUUCGGCUUGAAGAAUGUGUACUUCCUCGCCUUCGUCAGGAACCCCAAGUCCAGCGCCAGGUUGAAAUCUGACAACCCCUUGUUCAGAAACCUACCGGGAAGAAACAAACUAGUCAGAAAGUUUGCCACUAUAACUCUAUACUGUCACCAUUCUUGACACAAAGGAAAACAGAGUCGACCCUGUUCUGUUCUUACCCUGCAUGCCUGGCUUCAUCCCUUGACAUGAGCGAGAAGAUCUCCGCCACAACUGGAUUGGUUUUCUGCAUCAUCACAUCGAAACCAAACCGCGUCAUAAAACGUGUUUGUGAUACCGUAUCGUACUGGUCAGUCUCGAUUCUUACACGACGCCCGAUUAAAAGAGGCAUUGGAUUAAUCAGAUUUCUGAUUUUACCUUGAGCCUCCUGCCCAGCUCUUUGUAGAGGAGGAAACCCGAGAACUCGGCGGUACACGAGCGCUCGAGGAACUCGACGAAGAUCCCACGGAGAGGGCCUUGCAUCUUGUCUGCAGCUUCCUUGAACUCCUUGUUCCUGACGAAAUGGGUCUGGUUGUAAUCGGUCUUGAACUCCUGCAGCAGGGCCUCGAACUCUGCCUGGUUCAGCUGCUUGUUGAUCUCCGAGUUGAACAGCGUCUCCAUCUCGUCGAAGUCCGUCGUGUAGAACCGCGGGGUCAGCAGCGUCUCCUUUAUCGCCGUCUUCUGCAGCUUCUUCUUGGUCCCGCCGGCGGCGGCUUCGGUGGAGGCGGCGGACAUUCUGAUUGAGCAGAACGAGAUGCUCCUGCUGCUGCUUCUUCUGGAAGAGGUGGUGAAUUUGGAGAUGGUGGGUUUUGCAAGAGCCAUCUCUGCCGCCAUUCUCGUGACUGGUUCUUCAGCUUUGGGGGAAGAUUUCUGGAGCUGGAGUAGGGACUGGUGAAAUGGUAAUGGCGAUGGGAAGUUUAUAAUUGGUGGAGAAGAUGAUUAAAUCUCAUCCACUGGAAAUCUAUGGUAGUUAAUGGGAGCGCGACACGUGGCGAGUUAUUAUUGGCGGGACUCGAUUGCCAGUUUGCCACAAGUGGCUGUGGCGAUAGACUGUUGUCGUCGCCGAUUUGUGCAAAAUCUCAAUUUUCGUGGUUGCCAUCAGAUUUCCAACCAUUGCUUAUUUUUCCCAACA